Molecule: messenger RNA, 2880 nt
Organism: Bactrocera tryoni
Lineage: Eukaryota; Metazoa; Arthropoda; Insecta; Diptera; Tephritidae
Gene: aub
Product: protein aubergine
Exons: 1
Coding region: 104-2770 (888 amino acids)
Biological process (GO): regulatory ncRNA-mediated gene silencing
Cellular component (GO): P granule
Molecular function (GO): protein binding; piRNA binding
Source: RefSeq, a predicted model, not a curated record
UCAAAUUCUUUUGGCGUGCAUUUAUUUAAUAACGGCCUGACCUUCUUGUUUGUUUCGUAUUGUACCUAUCGUAUCUUCUUAGUUAGAAAGCACGUUCUAAAGGAUGGAUAAAUUAACAAGUGCUGGUCGCUCCAGAGGACGAGGGCGCGCGACAAAUCCACAGCAACCUCGAGUUGAAAACCGGAGCAAACGGGGUGAGCAAGAUGCAGAUGCAUCAGGUUCUUCAAGGAGGUUUCCUCAAGCUCCAUCAACAUCUGCUUGGGGUCAGCCAAGUUCAGGAGUCGCUCGUGGUUCUGGUUUGCAGCAGCAAAGCUGCAGUACUGCACCUAUUCAACAACGCGCACCUGCUCCCGUUAUGCAAGGAAGAGCCACUGCACAUCGAGAUAUUGCAAGUGGAGAUGCGCCUGUGGUUAGAGAAGAUUCUCGAGGAGCAGUGCGUGGAAAGCGUAUAUUAACUGAGGUUGUAACUUCUCGUCCUCCUACUUGUGUUACGAAAACUGGUAAAACUGGAACAAAGGUGGUUGUUCAAACAAACUAUUAUCGUAUUUUGAAGAAACCAACGUGGUCUAUACAUCAAUAUCGCGUUGACUUUGCGCCAGACGUGGACAUGGUGCGCGUUAGACGUGCUUAUUUAGCAAAACAUAAAAAUACACUAGGUGGAUAUAUUUUCGAUGGAACUAUGUUAUUUUGUACACAAUACCUGGAGAAACAGGACUUGGAACUUAUAACGAAGAACCGAGAAGAGGAAACCAUUCAAAUCAAAUUGAAACACGUGGGGCAGUUAGACGUCACCGAUUCUCAACAACUUCAAGUAUUAAAUCUCAUUUUACGUCGCGCUAUGGAGGGUCUUAAAUUACAACUCGUAGGACGUAACUUCUACGAUCCAAAAGCAAAACAUUCCCUUAAUGCCUAUUGUCUUGAAUUAUGGCCAGGUUAUCAGACUUCUAUUCGUCAACACGAGCAAGAUAUCUUGUUAUGUGCGGAAAUAGCUCAUAAAGUAAUGCGCACUGAUUCUGUUUAUAAGACUUUACAGGAAUGCCAAAAUAAGCAGGAUCCACUGAACUCUUUUAAACAUGAAGUUGUCGGUACUAUUGUACUUACAGACUACAAUAAUAAAACAUAUCGAGUGGAUGACGUCGACUUUGAGUCUUCUCCAAUGUCUAAAUUCAAAACAAAAGAUGGUGAUAUUUCUUACAUGGAAUAUUACAAAAAGCGUUAUAAUAUUCAUAUAAAAGACGCAAAACAACCUCUAUUGGUAUCUCGACCUUCAGAACGUAAUAUACGGGCUGGUCAAAGUGAGCUUAUAAUGUUGAUUCCGGAGUUGUCACGCUCAACUGGGCUAACUAACGCAAUGAGAAGUAAUUUCAGUUUAAUGAGAGCAAUGAGUGAAUUUACUCGUUUGGCGCCUGAUAGACGUAUUGAACGUUUGAAAACAUUCAAUACGCGUUUGAUUGGGACUCCUGAUAGUAUUGACGUUCUAAAAGCUUGGAAUAUGAAUUUAGAUAAAAAUCUCGUCGAAGUUCCAGGUCGUGUUAUACCAUCUUGUCGAAUAGUUUUUGGUAACAAUGAACGUUUUGAUUGUAAUGUUUAUGCUGAUUGGACAAAAGAAUUGCGAAAUAAAUCACCGUAUAAGAAUGUUGAUAUACGAAGAUGGUGCGUGAUAGCCCUUAAAAGAAAUUUGACUGAAAUUCAAAAUUUCGUACAAAUGUGCAUAAGAGCAGCUAAUGGCAUGCGCAUGCGAAUUGCUGAACCAAUGUACCAGCAAAUAUUAGACGAUCGUAAUGGCACUUAUUCACAGGCCAUUAAUACAUCUGUAGCAAGUGAUCUUCAAAUGUUAAUGGUAGUAAUGCCGGCUGCCAAUGAAGAAAAAUAUAGUUGCAUAAAAAAAAAAUGCUGCAUUGAUCGUCCAGUACCGUCUCAGGUUGUAACUCUUCGAACUAUUGCUCCUCGAGGUGACCGAGCUUCCGGUUUAAUGUCUAUCGCAACUAAAGUGGUCAUACAAAUGAAUGCCAAACUUAUGGGGGCCCCUUGGAUGACAGAAAUUCCAAUAAGUGGUUUGAUGACAGUUGGUUUUGAUGUCUGCCAUUCUGGCAAAGAAAAAAAUAAAUCAUAUGGAGCUUUGGUUGCAACAAUGGAUUUGAAGUCUAAACCUCAAUAUUUCUCCACAGUUUCACAACAUUUGAAAGGACAAGAGCUUUCGAAUGAAAUAGCGAUGAACAUGACAUAUGCUUUAAAAGCAUAUCGAAAUGAACAUGGCAUGUUGCCAAAAAAGAUUCUAUUUUAUCGUGACGGUGUAGGUGAUGGACAAUUGCCUCAGGUGUUUAACACUGAAGUUAAGUUUUUAAAAGAAAAAUUAGAUGAGAUUUACAAAAACGCAGGAGAACCGACACCUUGUCCCAUGGCUUUUAUAGUGGUUUCAAAACGCAUAAAUACACGUUAUUUUGUUAAUAAGCGAAAUCCAGUUCCAGGAACCGUGGUUGACGAUGUCAUUACUUUACCUGAACGAUAUGAUUUCUUUUUAGUUUCGCAGUCAGUGCGUCAAGGCACGGUGUCGCCUACGAGUUAUAAUGUCAUUUAUGACACUAUGGGCCUCGAUGCCGACAAAAUACAAAUGUUAACGUACAAAAUGACACAUCUUUAUUAUAAUUGGAGUGGAACUUGCCGCGUGCCUGCAGUAUGCCAAUAUGCGCACAAAUUAGCAUUCCUAGUUGCUGAGAGCCUUAAUCGUUUACCACACAACGCAUUGGAAAAGCAACUUUAUUUUUUAUGAAAAAAUCAUAUAUAUAUAUUUUACCUAAUUCAAUAAGCUUUAUUGAACCUUUUUAUAUUUGUACGUAAGUUAAAUCCCAGCAUUUUCUUCAUUUGCAUACCAUUUAUGAA